AUGUCGAAAGAAAAAUUAUUCGCUUCGGAAUCUUUCAUUCCUUUCGUGCAGCACCUGUAUGCACGCUUGAAACCUUCUCAUGAAAAAGCAAAUCUAUUCUUUUCGCCAUUGAGCAUCUACUCUAGUCUUGCCUUGGCUCUGUGUGGAGCAUCUGAGAAAACUCACCACGACAUCGCCUGCAUCCUCAAUGUCGAAACCGCUCAUCUACAAGACCUUGGUGAUAGAAUUUCAGAUAUAAAGACCGGUGACAAGUUGGGCACUCUUAAGCUGGCCAAUGCAAUUUUCUGGGAUGCUGGAUUCGAAGUUGACCCUAACUUCAAGAAGGAUGUUCAAUCAUACUUCAAUGCUGAAGGAAAGCAGGUGAAUUUUGCUUCAAGCCACGAGGAAUCAAGGAAACUCAUUAAUGAAUGGGUUGAAAAGGAAACCGAAAAGAAGAUUAAAGAACUACUGCCAAGUGAUUCAAUUGACAAUAGCACACGACUUGUUUUGGCAAAUGCCAUAUACUUCAAAGGAACUUGGGAGAAGGUGUUUCACCGCGAUGCAACUCACGACGCACCUUUCCACACACUGGAUGGAAAAGAGGUUACUGUGCCAAUGAUGAAGGACAAUGGAGUGUACGAGACAUACGAAUUCAAUGAGAUUAGUGCUACCUGUGUCAAAAUUCCAUUCAAAACCUGCCAUAUGCUAAUCGUUUUGCCCAACGAUAAUAACGGUCUGCCAUCUUUGUUGAAACAUCUUUUGGAUACUCAUCAUCGAAUGGGAGCUGCAUCUAUGUUUGAUCAGAAUAAAGCCAAAUUCGAGCGUAUCACAACGAAGGAAAGGCUUUAUGUUUCAGCGAUGGUGCAUAAAGCUAUGAUCGAGGUGAAUGAAGAGGGAGCCGAGGCAGCUGCAGCCACAGGAAUGUCGAUCAUGCCAAUGUCAAUUGUGCCCUGUAUUAAUGCCGAUCAUCCAUUCCUCUUCUUCAUUGUCACUGACAAUGAAUUCCCAGUAUUUGCGGGUCAUGUGAUGAAUCCAUUGGAAGAAUAAAUCGUCGAAGUCAGUGCAAAAUAUGACCUCGUGAUUUCUGAGAAUAUCACUGCUUCUCACGCAGACCUCGAUACCACCCAAUUUCCUUAUCUUCCUCCUUGGCAACAAAAAUGGAUGAGGUCCUACCCCGAUCCAAAGUUUCCUUCCUGCGUUCCCGCUUCGAUGUCAGAACUGGCAGUAAUUCCAGAAGACAUAUCAAUGUCUGUUCCCCCUCAAGCACACAAACAUGAAUUACCUAUCCACGUUGCAGUGGGCUCCAAGGUGAACUAG
Molecule: messenger RNA, 1296 nt
Organism: Rodentolepis nana
Lineage: Eukaryota; Metazoa; Platyhelminthes; Cestoda; Cyclophyllidea; Hymenolepididae
Source: the annotation of a GenBank genome assembly